Lathyrus sativus (Indian pea) is the source of this 936-nucleotide messenger RNA. NCBI's taxonomy places the organism in Eukaryota, Viridiplantae, Streptophyta, Magnoliopsida, Fabales, Fabaceae. The record is from the annotation of a GenBank genome assembly.
AUGUUAGCUAACUGCGAGAAAAUGGUUACCUUCCCUCCACCAACUACUAACCAAUGGCCCCAGAAUCAAAUACAUGAUGGUAAGAUAAUGGAAAAACAAGGUCAAGAGCUUCUGCAACAGCAUCAUCAGCAGCAGCAACAAGCACUCAAGUGUCCUCGUUGUGAUUCAUCAAACACAAAAUUCUGUUACUACAACAACUACAGUUUGUCACAACCAAGACACUUCUGCAAAGCCUGUAAACGUUAUUGGACAAGAGGUGGCACUCUUAGGAAUGUUCCCGUUGGUGGUGGCUACAGAAGAAACAACAAACGUAGUAGUAAUGGUCCUUCUACUACUACUCUCAUCAAAAGACCAAUCUCCACCAUUGAAAUCGCUACUAAUUCUACCUCUUCAACUCCUAGUUCAACCUCAAAUCAAAUGAACCCUAUGGUUUAUGGAUUAUCUAGUACUAAUAACCCUUGUCAUGAUGUGAAUCUUCCAUUUUCAAGGUUCAAUAUUAACUCUAGGCUCUCAACAAGUUCGGGUUAUGAUCCUCAGCCUCAGAUGAAUUUCAUAGGGUUAGGUUUUUCAUCUGGAUUUGAUAAUAAUGGUUAUACAAACGGGUUUAAUACUUCAAAUAAUAACUAUGAUUCAAUCUUUGGUUCUUCAACUUCUGCAUCAAAUAAUACAUCAGUCAUGCCUUCUGUGUUGAGCUCUACUCUACUGCAACAUAAAUUCUUCGACGACGGUUUGAAAUAUGGUUCAGAUGCAGGUAGCAACAGUGGUUUCCAAGAUUUGGAAUUUGGCUCAAAAAUGCAAAACCAGAUGGAACUUAUGGGUGGUUUUUAUGAUCCUGCUUCUUCACUUUACUUGAAUACAACAUCAUCAUCAGGUAUUGGUGUUUGGAAUGAUCAAGGUGCAAAUACUAUUGGUUCAUCAGUCACUUCUCUGAUCUAA